AUGGAAAACCAAGGAGAACAAGAAACGUGGACUCUAGGAGAGACAGUUGUGAUGCUGAGAGAUAAGGUACUACAAAUGGAGAAGCACCUCCAGGAAAUAGGGAGGAAAAUCAAGGAAGUAGAAAGAUUGUUGGAAAUGGUUGGGAAAGGCGUACCCCAGGAACAAUAUUAUGGGAAUGUCCCGGAAGAAGUGAAAGAAUCAGACCCGCAAGAGGAGUCGGAGCCUCAACAGGAAGCCUCCGAACCCAUCGAGGAAGAAGAACUAGAAGAGGGAGAAGAAGAGCCCCAGGAUAUAGAGGAGGAAGAAUUAGAGCCUGUUAACAUAGAGGUUGAGCAAGAAGAGGAACCAUUUGAGAUGUUUCUCGACUUUGUAGAAGAAGAGAAGGCUAUGAACGAGGAAUCUGACUACUAUGCCCUAACCAAUGGGGGAUCUAACUUUUAUGCACCCUCACCCAUACUGGCACCUGCGUCCUCUAAUAUGGAAUAUGAGGAUUACGAUGAAUUGACAAUAAAGCCAGAGGGGCUGGUGGAAGAGUUGGAAGAAUUAGAAGACAAGAGGAAGCCGAAUAUGGAUGAAACUGAGGUGAUCAACUUCGGUGACGAGGAGGAUGUCAAGGAGACACGAAUCGGUGGUCACUUGGGAGCUCUACAGAAAGAAGAGCUCAUAGCUUUGUUGAAGGAAUAUAUGGACGUCUUUGCUUGGACAUACGCAGAUAUGCCGGGAUUGAGCACUUAA
Molecule: messenger RNA, 735 nt
Organism: Lycium barbarum (goji berry)
Lineage: Eukaryota; Viridiplantae; Streptophyta; Magnoliopsida; Solanales; Solanaceae
Product: protein SQS1-like
Exons: 3
Coding region: 1-735 (244 amino acids)
Source: RefSeq, a predicted model, not a curated record